GCAGCCCGGCAGGCGGAGCCGAGAAGGCAGGCGGCGAGGAGCUGUCAUGGCGGCGCACCUGAACUCGGGCCGGGUUAACCUGAUGGCGCUGAGGGAGGCCGGCCGCAAGGAGCUGCGCGAGUUCCUCGACAAGUGCGCCGGAUCCAAGGCCAUUGUGUGGGAUGAGUAUCUUACAGGUCCAUUUGGGCUGAUUGCACAAUAUUCACUUCUAAAGGAACAUGAGGUGGAGAAAAUGUUCACUCUCAAAGCAGGCCGCCUCCCACCUGCAGAUGUCAAGAAUAUUAUUUUCUUUGUCAGACCAAGGCUAGAACUCAUGGACAUCAUUGCUGAAAAUGUGCUCAGUGAAGACAGAGUCCGCUGUCCACAGAGGGAUUUCCACAUCCUGUUUGUGCCACGCCGCAGCUUGCUGUGUGAGCAGCGACUGAAGGAUCAAGGAGUUCUGGGCUCCUUCAUUCACAGAGAGGAGUAUAGUCUGGACCUCAUUCCAUUUGAUGGAGACCUGUUAUCCAUGGAGUCUGAAAGUGCCUUCAAAGAGUGUUACUUAGAAAAUGACCAGACCAGCCUCUAUCACGCAGCAAAGGGACUCAUGACACUCCAGGCACUUUAUGGAACAAUCCCACAGAUCUUUGGGAAAGGGGAAUGUGCAAGGCACGUGGCAAAUAUGAUGAUCAGGAUGAAGCGGGAGUUUUCUGGGAGCCAGAAUCCAAUCUUCCCAGUCUUUGAUACCCUCUUGCUGCUUGACCGCAACAUAGACUUGAUGUCACCUCUGGCCACACAGCUGACUUAUGAGGGGCUUAUUGAUGAGAUAUACGGAAUUCAGAAUACUUACGUGAAACUCCCUCCAGAAAAGUUUGCCCCCAAGAAGCAGGGGGAGGGUGGCAAGGAUCUCCCCACAGAGCCCAAGAAGCUGCAGCUGAAUUCUGCUGAGGAGCUUUAUGCAGAGAUCCGGGACAAGAAUUUCAAUGCUGUGGGCUCUGUGCUGAGCAAGAGAGCCAAAAUAAUCUCAGCUGCAUUUGAGGAAAGACACCAUGCUAAAACUGUUGGAGAGAUCAAACAGUUUGUCUCACAGCUACCGCACAUGCAAGCAGCAAGAAGCUCUUUAGCUAACCACACUUCCAUUGCGGAGCUCAUCAAAGAUAUCACUACAUCGGAAGACUUCUUUGAUAACUUAACAGUGGAACAAGAGUUUAUGUCAGGAAUAGACACUGAUAAGGUCAACAACUACAUUGAAGACUGUAUUGCCCAAAAGCAUCCCCUGAUCAAGAUAUUAAGACUUGUUUGUCUGCAGUCGGUGUGCAACAGUGGACUGAAACAGAAGGUCCUGGAUCAUUAUAAGAGAGAGAUUCUCCAGACUUAUGGCUAUGAACAUAUACUGACUUUAAAUAAUCUAGAAAAGGCUGGACUCUUGAAGACCCAGUUAACCAGUAGAAACAACUACCCAACAAUUCGGAAAACUCUGCGUCUAUGGAUGGAUGAUGUCAAUGAACAGAAUCCCAAUGACAUCUCUUAUGUAUACAGUGGCUAUGCUCCUCUAAGUGUGCGCCUGGCACAAUUGCUUGCCCGUCCUGGGUGGCGAAGCAUAGAAGAAGUGUUAAAGAUGCUUCCAGGACCACACUUCGAAGAGAGGCAGCAAUUGCCAACAGGGCUUCAAAAAAAACGUCAGCACGGAGAAAACAGAGUCACUCUGGUAUUUUUCCUGGGUGGAGUGACAUAUGCUGAAAUUGCAGCCCUCCGCUUUCUGUCUCAAAUGGAAGAUGGGGGAACAGAAUAUGUCAUUGCAACAACUAAACUCAUCAAUGGAACAAGCUGGGUCAAAUCUUUAAUGGAGAAGCUGGAGCCUCCGCCCUUUUAGAACGAGAAUCUGCACAGCGAUCAAGAGACACCAUAGCAGAGAAGAGGUGUGCUGGCAGUGCGAAUGGAAGCUGGCCUUGCUGCUGGAUACAGGGCAGAAAGCGUGCUGUUCUCCUCCAUCAACUCUGUCCAUAACUUUGCAAGGGGCUGAUACCUCUCUGAAAGGGAACAAUAAAAGAAAUGAAAUGCCUUGAAGAUAGUUCCUUACAUUGCUUCCUGAAAAAUAAGCUUGGGAGGAAACUUAAAUAAUGUGGCCUGUGCUUUGACUGGGCCCUGCAGUGCAUCCACUAUCUUCAUUCCCAGGUUAUCUAUCUAUCUGUGUAUUGCAGUUUCUAAGCAUCUCUUUGGGAAUUAACAUAUUCCACAAUUCCAUACCUCUCAGGAAGAUUUCCCUGAUACUUCACUUCAUGUGUAAAUUCAAGGAGACAAAUGUUGAUUAUAAAGAUGCAGUUCCAACGGUUUUCCAUUGUGUGUAUAUGUUGUAUUAGACAUGCAAAUAAGUAUUAAAUUGUCUUUAUUAUUCCUU
Lacerta agilis (Sand lizard) is the source of this 2377-nucleotide messenger RNA. RefSeq names its product VPS33A core subunit of CORVET and HOPS complexes (gene VPS33A). The coding region runs from base 47 to 1852 and encodes 601 amino acids. Lineage: Eukaryota; Metazoa; Chordata; Lepidosauria; Squamata; Lacertidae. The transcript has 13 exons. The record is from RefSeq and is a predicted model, not a curated record. Gene Ontology annotation, biological process: vesicle-mediated transport; intracellular protein transport. Gene Ontology annotation, cellular component: CORVET complex; lysosome.